Messenger RNA from Pelagomonas calceolata, 1455 nucleotides. The record is from the annotation of a GenBank genome assembly. NCBI's taxonomy places the organism in Eukaryota, Pelagophyceae, Pelagomonadales, Pelagomonadaceae.
CGCAAAAACAGCUCGUACCGCUCGCACGGCUUGAUAAAACGCGUGCGAAGGCUAGAUACUGACACUCCGUACUGUUCUCGAGCAGCGAGACAGCUGAAACGGUACCGGCGGGCAUUCGUCUGGCCACAACCAGCCUUGGGGCCCAUUCCAGCAGCGGCAGGGAGAACAGCCUUGGCCAUCCCAGCAGCCGCAUUGUGAGCGCAAAGCGAUGGACGCCAUCGCCCAGCACUUCGGCGCCAUCCAAACCGCCGUGCAAACGCAGAACGGCUCGCAAUUGGCCCAACUACUGAGCUGCCUCGCGCCAUCAACACCACUGCCGCCGCAAGUCGCGGGCGUCGUGCAAAACGCGCAGUACGCCGAGGACUGCGCGAAGCAUUAUUGUGGGGAGCCCUGGGGCCCCAUCGCCGCGAAGCAGACUUGUGCGCGCGUCGCGCUCGACAGAGGGGAGACGAGGAAGGCGUACGAUAACGUGGUAAGUGCGUACAACGGGUUCCUGAAUGCGAUUCGGGAAGAAUCAGGCUGGGUCGCGCCUCUGAUUCGGACCUUGACCUUCGAGGCGCGCGUUAUUGCUGAAAGGGCCGAUUCUGAAGUGUCAAAACGAGCGAAAGCUGCGAAUGCACAUGUCGCCAAACCGAAUGAAACUUUAAGGGAUGUGGAGAAAACGCUCAAGAAGGGCUUCUCGGCGUGCUGGACCGACCGGACGGGCGGCCCGCCGGGCGCCUCCAAAAAAAGAGCGACGUUGUAUGUUGUUAGUCAGCUCAUGAAAAUAUAUUUCAAACUUAACCUAUUGAAAUUAGCACAACCACUCAUCCGGCCGGUGGAGGCGUCGGCGGGCAAGGCGCUGGAGUCGAAUAGUGUGUUUCCCGUUGGUGAUGUGGUCUCGUAUCGCUUUUUUGUUGGUCGAUUACGGAUGUUCGAGGAUAGAUAUGAAGAGGCGGAGGCUCAUCUCGCGUAUGCCUUCGCGCACUGUCGUACGACGUCGAGGUCCAAUAAAAGGGCCAUUCUCGAGUUCCUGUUGCCGGUGCGACUGCGGAGCGGGCGGUUCCCGCACCCUAAACUCCUGGAGAAGCACGGGCUGGCGAGCAUGCUGCCGUUGGUGCAGGCCGUGAAGGUCGGCGAUCUGCGCACGUUCAAUAGUGAACUGAAGCGACACCAGCGCGCGCUCGUCAAAAAGGGCACGUUUCUGCUGCUGGAGCAGUCGAAAAUUUUAGUUUAUAGGAAUCUCUUCAAGAAGGUGUUCCUCGUAAACGAAAAACAAACGCAAGUCAAAUUGCAGCUGUUCGAGCGGGCAUUACAAUGCCUCGGCGAGCCGACGGACCUCGCCGAGGUCGAGUGCGUGGUGGCCAAUUUGAUAUACCGGGGCUACGUGAAGGGCUACAUCAGCCACCAGAAGGCCGUGCUCGUCGUGUCGAAGAAGGACCCGUUUCCCACGGCAGCAGUAAUGAAGAGGUAGUA